Molecule: messenger RNA, 3560 nt
Organism: Galeopterus variegatus (Sunda flying lemur)
Lineage: Eukaryota; Metazoa; Chordata; Mammalia; Dermoptera; Cynocephalidae
Gene: DHX36
Product: DEAH (Asp-Glu-Ala-His) box polypeptide 36
Exons: 26
Coding region: 38-3049 (1003 amino acids)
Cellular component (GO): nucleus; cytoplasm; intracellular anatomical structure
Molecular function (GO): DNA helicase activity; G-quadruplex RNA binding; ATP binding
Source: RefSeq, a predicted model, not a curated record
GGCUGUGGGUUCUCACGGGUUGGGGUCCGCAGUGACAAUGAGCUAUGAGUACCAUCAAAAUUGGGGCCGCGAUGGCGGGCCCCGCAGCUCCAGUGGAGGCUAUGGAGGGGGCCACGGAGGGAGCCGAGGCUCCGGAGGCGGCGGCGGCGGAGGAGGGGGUGGUCGAGGAGGCCGGGGCAGGCAUCCCGGGCAUUUGAAGGGCCGCGAAAUCGGCUUGUGGUACGCGAAGAAACAGGGACAGAAGAACAAGGACGCGGAGAGGCAAGAGAGAGCUGUGGUACACAUGGAUGAACGCCGAGAAGAGCAAAUUGUGCAGCUGCUGAAUUCUGUUCAAGCUAAGAAUGAUAAAGAUUCAGAAGCACAGAUAUCCUGGUUUGCUCCUGAGGAUCAUGGAUAUGGUACCGAAGUUUCUGCUGAGAAAAAAACAAGCUCAGAGAAGAAACUUGACCAGGAAAAGAAACUGAUAAAUCAGGAAACAAGGACAUUUAGAAUCAGAAACAAAUCAUACUUCGACCGAGAUUCUGAAUAUCUCUUGCAAGAAAAUGAACCAGAUGUAACCUUAGACCAACAAUUACUAGAAGAUUUACAAAAGAAAAAGACUGACCUUCGGUAUAUUGAAAUGCAGCAUUUCAGGGAAAAGCUGCCUUCAUAUGGAAUGCAAAAGGAAUUGGUAAAGUUAAUCAGUAACCAUCAGGUAACAGUAAUAAGUGGUGAAACCGGUUGUGGAAAAACCACUCAAGUUACUCAGUUCAUUUUGGAUAACUACAUUGAAAGAGGAAAAGGAUCUGCCUGCAGGAUUGUUUGUACUCAGCCAAGAAGAAUUAGUGCCAUUUCAGUUGCAGAGAGAGUGGCUGCAGAAAGGGCGGAAUCUUGUGGCAAUGGUAAUAGUACAGGAUACCAAAUUCGUCUUCAGAGUCGGUUGCCAAGGAAACAGGGUUCUAUCUUAUACUGUACAACAGGAAUCAUCCUUCAGUGGCUCCAGUCAGACCCGCAUUUGUCCAGUGUUAGCCAUAUUGUGCUUGAUGAAAUUCAUGAAAGAAAUCUACAGUCAGAUGUUUUAAUGACUGUUAUUAAAGAUCUUCUCAAUUUUCGAUCUGAUCUGAAAGUAAUACUGAUGAGUGCAACAUUGAAUGCCGAGAAAUUUUCAGAAUAUUUUGGUAACUGUCCUAUGAUACAUAUACCUGGUUUUACUUUUCCGGUUGUAGAAUAUCUUUUGGAAGACAUAAUUGAAAAAAUAAGAUAUGUUCCAGAACAAAAAGAACAUAGAUCCCAGUUUAAGAGGGGUUUCAUGCAAGGGCAUGUAAAUAGACAAGAAAAAGAAGAAAAAGAAGCAGUCUAUAAAGAACGCUGGCCAGAUUAUAUAAGGGAAUUGCGAAGAAGGUAUUCUGCAAGUACUGUAGAUGUUAUAGAAAUGAUGGAUGACGAUAAAGUUGAUCUGAAUUUGAUUGCUGCUCUUAUCCGAUACAUUGUUUUGGAAGAAGAGGAUGGUGCAAUACUGGUCUUUCUACCAGGCUGGGACAAUAUCAGCACUUUACAUGAUCUCUUGAUGUCACAAAUGAUGUUUAAAUCAGAUAAGUUUCUUAUUAUACCUUUACAUUCACUGAUGCCUACAGUUAACCAGACACAGGUAUUUAAGAGAACCCCUCCUGGUGUUCGGAAAAUAGUAAUUGCUACCAACAUCGCAGAGACGAGCAUUACCAUAGAUGAUGUAGUUUUCGUGAUAGAUGGAGGAAAAAUAAAAGAGACACACUUUGAUACUCAGAACAACAUCAGUACAAUGUCUGCUGAGUGGGUUAGUAAAGCUAAUGCCAAACAGAGGAAAGGUCGAGCUGGAAGAGUUCAGCCUGGUCAUUGCUAUCAUCUGUAUAACGGUCUUAGAGCAAGUCUUCUAGAUGACUAUCAACUGCCAGAAAUUUUGAGAACUCCUUUGGAAUAUUUGUGUGUGUGUGUGUUAAUUUUAAAACUAGGUGGAAUUGCUUAUUUUCUGAGUAGGUUAAUGGAUCCACCAUCAAAUGAGGCAGUGUUGCUCUCCAUAAAACACCUGAUGGAAUUGAACGCUUUGGAUAAACAAGAAGAAUUGACACCUCUUGGAGUCCAUUUAGCACGGUUACCAGUUGAGCCACAUAUUGGGAAAAUGAUUCUUUUUGGAGCUCUGUUCUGUUGCUUAGACCCAGUUCUCACUAUUGCUGCUAGUCUCAGCUUCAAAGAUCCCUUUGUCAUUCCAUUGGGAAAAGAAAAGAUCGCAGAUGCAAGAAGAAAGGAAUUAGCAAAGGAUACUAAAAGUGACCACUUGACAGUUGUCAAUGCAUUUGAGGGCUGGGAAGAAGCUAGGCGACGUGGUUUCCGAUAUGAAAAGGACUAUUGCUGGGAAUAUUUUCUUUCUUCAAACACACUACAGAUGCUGCAUAACAUGAAAGGACAGUUUGCUGAGCAUCUUCUUGGAGCCGGAUUUGUAAGCAAUAGAAAUCCUAAAGAUCCAGAAGCUAAUAUAAAUUCAGAUAAUGAGAAGAUAAUUAAAGCUGUUGUUUGUGCUGGCUUAUAUCCCAAAGUUGCUAAAAUCCGACUAAAUUUGGGUAAAAAAAGAAAAAUGGUGAAAGUUUACACAAAAACUGAUGGUGUGGUUGCUCUUCAUCCUAAAUCUGUUAAUGUGGAGCAAACGGACUUUCACUACAACUGGCUUAUCUAUCACCUGAAGAUGAGAACAAGUAGUAUAUACUUAUAUGACUGCACAGAGGUUUCCCCGUACUGUCUCUUGUUCUUUGGAGGUGAUAUUUCUAUCCAGAAGGAUAAUGAUCAGGAAACUAUUGCUGUAGAUGAAUGGAUUGUCUUUCAGUCUCCAGCAAGAAUUGCUCAUCUUGUUAAGGAAUUAAGAAAAGAACUAGAUAUCCUUCUGCAAGAGAAGAUUGAAAGUCCCCAUCCUGUAGACUGGAAGGACACUAAAUCCAGAGACUGUGCAGUGCUGUCAGCUAUUAUUGACUUGAUCAAAACACAGGAAAAAGCAACUUCCAGGAACUUACCACCACGAUUCCAGGAUGGGUAUUAUAGCUGACAACUUUUCUGUGAUGGCCUGAAAAGCAAAUUUUAUAUCCAUUUUUCCAUCACAGUUUAAUUUUUGGCUAGAUGCCAAACCCUGGGACAUGAUUUUUGUGUGUAAGAUAGAAAUUUUCAUGUGUAAGAUAGAAAACUUCAGUAGGAGGUAAAGACUUAAUGUGCAUGACUUAACAAUAUUAUCUAUAGCUAUUAUAAAUACACCAUAAAAAGCAAUAUGUUCUCUGGUCAUAUACUCUUGUGCUCAUGUCCACACUUUGGGAGUAUCCCUCUUAUGUAUAUUGAGUGUUGCACCAAUUGAGAAAUUUCUUUGUUCUGUUAUGUAAAAUUAGUUUUUCUGCCCAUAAUGACUGAGUACAGAAUCAGUAAAAAUAGAAUGGUUAGCCAAAAGGCAGUGUCAAGUCAGAAUUUGAACACAACCACAUUUUUAAAAAUGAAACUUCUAUCAGAAGUAAAUUAAUUGGUUGUAAUGAAUUUCAGUAUUUAAUAAAUUGUACAAUGUGUAAAUCUCA